AUGAGGAGGACUCUGCUGCUACUGGCCUCUCUGGCCUUUGCUUCCCUGACCUCUGUGGCUGAUGGAGCUCCGUUGAAAGUGAUGUCUGCUCCCAAUGUUUUCCGGGUGGGAGCCGCAGAAAACAUCUUUGUGGAGUGUCAAGACUGCACUGGAGGAGAUUUUAGGGUUGAUAUCAAUGUGAUGAACCAUCCAAACAAAAUCAAAUUGAUGGCAAAAACAAUUGUGACCCUUAGCAGAGUAAAUAACUUCCAGCAGUUUGGGAAAAUAAAGAUCCCUGCAGGAGACUUCAAUAAAGAUCCCAGUGUGAAGCAGUAUGUAUAUCUACAAGCUCAGUUCCCUGACUGUCUGCUGGAGAAAGUCGUCAUGGUUUCCUUCCAGUCUGGUUACAUCUUCAUUCAGACUGACAAGACCCUUUAUACACCCAAUAGCAGAGUUUUAUUCAGGGUGUUUGCACUCACAACCCAAAUGGAGCCUGUAGAGAUGACUGAAGAAACCCAAACUGAUACUUCCAUUACCAUUAACUUUGUGACACCUGAAGGCAUAAUUUUACCACUUGGUCAAAUCGCUCUACAUCUAGGUCUCUACUCUGGAAAUUUCCAUCUUGAUGAAACUGUUAGUUCUGGACUGUGGAAAGUGGUGGCAAAAUUCCACAGCAACCCACAGCAAAAAUAUUCUGCAGAAUUUGAGGUCAAAGAGUAUGUUCUUCCCAGUUUUGAGGUGAAAUUGACACAAUUAACACAGUUCUUCCACGUGAACAGCAGAGAUUUCACCGUCAGAAUCAAAGCUACAUAUCUGUUUGGUCAAGAGGUGGAAGGAACAGCCUAUGUGGUAUUUGGGGUUAUCAAAAAGGACCAAAGUAUGCAGAGCUUUCCAGACUCUGUUCAAAAAGUUCCGAUUAGAAGUGGUGAAGGAGAGGUGGCACUGAGGAGGGAGGACAUAACAAAAGUUGAGAGGGACAUCAACAGCCUUGUAGGGGGCGCCAUAUUUGUAUCUGUCAGUGUCCUGACAGAAAGUGGUAGUGAAAUGGUGGAGGCUGAACUGAGAGGUAUCCAGAUUGUCACAUCACCCUAUACAAUCCACUUUAAAAGAACUCCAAAAUAUUUCAAGCCAGGAAUGUCCUUCGAUGUUACGGUUGAAGUUUUAAAUCCUGAUGAAACUCCAGCAGCAAACAUUCCAGUAGUGAUUAAUCCUGGUGCAGUCAUGGGACUCACUGCAGCUAACGGCAUAGCAUGGCUUACAAUCAAUACAGGGAGAAAUGAAGCCGAGCUGAGAAUCACUGCAAUGACGGAUCAUCCUAUGGUUUCACCUGAUAAACAAGCAAGAGCAGAGAUGACAGCUAGACCAUACAGCAGCAAGACUGGAACUUUUAUCCACAUAGGUGUGGAUGCACCUGAGAAGGAAUUGGGAGACAACCUAAGAAUCUACCUCGUUCUCAACCAGCAGCCAAAUCAAAAUCAUGAUAUCACAUGUCUGAUCCAGAGCAGAGGUCAGCUAGUGAAAUAUGGCCGUUACAAGACAAGAGGUCAAGUACUGAUUUCCCUGAUACAACCAGUCACCAAAGAAAUGCUGCCAUCGUUCCGCAUCAUAGCCUACUACCAUACAAGUUCAAAUGAAGUGGUAUCAGACUCUGUUUGGGUGGAUGUAAAAGACACCUGCAUGGGCACUCUGAAACUGGAAUCCUCACGACCUGCUCCAGCCUAUGAGCCUCGCAAGAUGUUUGGUCUGAAAGUCACAGGAAAUCCAGAGGCCACAGUGGGACUGGUUGCAGUUGAGAAAGGUGUCUACGUCCUAAACAACAAGCACCGCCUGACACAGAAAAAGCUGUGGGAGAUAGUAGAGGAAUCUGACACGGGCUGCACACCUGGUGGAGGAAAGGACAGUAUGGGUGUCUUCUUUGAUGCUGGGCUAUUGUUUGAGACUAACGCUGGUUCUGGGACUGCAUACAGGCAAGAACUUAAAUGCCACACUGUUAACAGGAAGAAACGCAAUGCUGCUAUAAUGGAUGUCAGAAGCAGCUUGUUAAAAAAUUAUACAGACCCAGUAGAAUCUGAGUGUUGUCUGGAUGGCAUGAAGGAAACCCCCCUUUCAUACACCUGUGAGGUCCGCAGCGAGUACAUUGUUGAUGGUCAAGGCUGCCGUGAUGCUUUCCUGCGCUGCUGCAAGGCAGUGGAAACCCUUCGAGCAGAGAAGAGGGAGGGAGACAUCAAACUGGCUCCCAGUGAAGGAGAAGACAACAGUUUCUUUGACAGGAAUGAAACUCGCACCAAGUUCCCAGAAAGUUGGCUGUGGUCAGAUAUCCAACUGCCUUCUUGCCCUAGAAACACACCUAACUGUGACACCACAUCAUUUGUGAAAAGUGUUCCUUUGCAAGAUUCAAUCACAACCUGGCAGUUCACCGGCAUCAGUCUGUCAAGAACUCACGGAAUCUGUGUGGGUGAUCCAUUUGAGGUCGUUGUCAAGAAGGAUUUCUUCAUUGAUCUCAGGCUGCCUUAUUCUGCUGUCCGUGGACAGCAGAUAGAAAUUAAAGCAAUCCUCCACAACUACAGCCCUGAUCGAAUCACUGUACACGUCAAUUUGACUGAGGAGGAGCAUGUGUGCAGUUCGGCUUCUAAACGUGGUAGGUAUCGCCAGGAGGUCACUGUUGGGCCCGAGACCACACGAUCUGUCCCCUUUGUCAUUAUUCCCAUGAAGGAGGGAGAACGGCGCAUUGAGGUUAAAGCAGCUGUUAAGGGUUCAUAUCUCAAUGAUGGAGUCAUGAAGAUGCUGCGGGUGGUGCAUGAGGGCGUACUGGUUAAAAAUCUACAGAUCAUAACUUUAGAUCCUGCUAAGAAAGGAGAAAAUGGUGUACAGAUUGAAGUUAUCAGCAGUGGUAUCCCUAGGAACAUUUUGGUUCCAAACACACCUACUAGCACACAGAUCUCUGUGACAGGGAGAGAACAAGUAUCUCAGCUGAGGGAAAAUGCUAUUGGUGGCAGCUCAAUGGGUACUCUAAUCAUACAACCCUCAGGCUCUGGAGAGUCAAACAUAAUCUUAAUGACCCUGCCUGUUAUUGCAACCUUGUAUUUGGACAAAACCAACCAGUGGGAAACUGUUGGCUUUGAGAAACGUAACAAAGCCCUCCAACAUAUAAAAACCGGUUACACAAAUGAGUUGACCUUUCGUAAAAAUGAUGGAUCGUUUGCUGCAUUUGUUGCUCGCCCAGCUAGCACCUGGCUGACUGCCUAUGUUGCCAAGGUGUUUGCAAUGGCACAUCAUCUGGUUGAAAUACAAGAUCAUGUGAUCUGUGAUGCUGUCAAGUAUCUUAUUCUCAAAGGACAACAACCUGAUGGUGUUUUCAAAGAAUUUGCACCUGUAUUGCAGGGAACAAUGACAGGUGAUGUAGCUGGCUCAGAUUCAGAUGCCUCUAUGACAGCCUUCUGCCUCAUUGCAAUGCAGGAGUCACGCUCAAUAUGUUCUGGUACAGUCACUAUGCUGCCAGGUGGCAUAGACAAAGCAGUGGUCUACCUGGAGAAGCGCUUGCCUAGCCUCACCAGCCCUUAUGCUGUAGCCAUGACAUCAUAUGCACUGGCUAAUGAAAACAAACUGAACAAAGAGAUCCUCUACAAGUUUGUUGCUCCGGAGCUAUCUCACUGGCCUGUGCGCAGGGGAUCUCUUUACACCCUGGAGGCCACAGCUUAUGCUCUUCUUGCUCUAGUCAAGACCCAGAACUUUGAAGAUGCCAGACCUGUUGUGAGAUGGUUCAGCCAGCAGCGGAAGGUGGGCGGAGGCUAUGGAUCAACUCAGGCUACUAUAAUGGUCUAUCAGGCUGUAGCAGAGUACUGGAACAAUACUAAAGAACCACAGUAUGAUCUGAAUGUGGACAUCCAGUUGUCAGGAAUGUCAUCGCCUAAUAAGUACUAUUUCAACCGGGACAACUACUAUGCCACAAGAACUUUUAAAGUUAAUGAUAUAAACCAGAAUGUCACAGUGACUGCAAGAGGAACAGGAGAAGCAACAGUGACAUUGGUAACAAGUUAUUACUCUAAGCCCAAAGAACACAAGAGUGACUGUCAGAAUUUUACCCUCUCAGUAGAACUCAUCCCAGAAGAAACAAAUACAAAUGACGCAUACAGGCUCAGAAUAGAGGUUAUGUAUAAGAACAGGGAUCACGAUGCAAGCAUGUCAAUCUUGGAUAUUGGCUUACCAUUUGGCUUUGCUGUUGAAACAAGAGACUUGGAUUUGUUGUCUACAGGACGUGGCCGCACCAUAUCAAAAUAUGCGAUUUAUAAAGCCCUGUCAGAAAGAGGCUCAGUCAUCAUUUACUUGGACAAGGUUUCUCACACACGACCAGAGGAAAUUGCUUUUAGGAUCAAACAGGAAAUGCGGGUGGGCGUCUUACAACCCACAGCUGUAACUGUCUAUGAAUAUUAUGAACAAACGCGUUGUGUGGAAUUUUACAAUGCACAGAUGGAAGCUGGAAAACUACAGCACUUUUCUUACACAUGCCUUACAGAGAACUGCAGUAUGCAGAAGAAGGAAAAUAUCACCAAUGAUGAACGCCAAGCUAAGAUUUGUGAGAGUACAGAGACCCACAAAGUAGACUAUGCAUACAAAGUGCACGUGGCAGAGUUUAUAGAAGAGUUAUCCAUAGACAGUCACAAAGCCCAAGUUAUGGACACCAUCAAAGAAGGUAAUCUUGAUGCUAAUCCAUUGAAUAAACAUCGCAUAUUUCUCAGUUAUCAACACUGCAGAGAAGCUUUAGGUCUGGAAAAAGGCAAAACCUACCUUAUCAUGGGCUCAGAUAAGGAUAUUCACCCAGAUGACAAGAUGACGUUUAAGUACAUGAUUGGUGAGAGAACCUGGGUUGAGUACUGGCCUACAGCAGAUGAGUGUCAGACUGAUAAAUACUGGGAUCGCUGCUUGGGCUUGGAAUUGAUGGUCAAUCAGUACUCAGCCUUUGGAUGCAUUGCAUAG
Messenger RNA from Pelmatolapia mariae (spotted tilapia), 4953 nucleotides. Its product is annotated as complement C3-like. The coding region runs from base 1 to 4953 and encodes 1650 amino acids. Gene Ontology annotation, cellular component: extracellular region. Gene Ontology annotation, molecular function: protein binding; endopeptidase inhibitor activity. The record is from RefSeq and is a predicted model, not a curated record. NCBI's taxonomy places the organism in Eukaryota, Metazoa, Chordata, Actinopteri, Cichliformes, Cichlidae. The transcript has 43 exons.